Molecule: messenger RNA, 1579 nt
Organism: Trichomycterus rosablanca
Lineage: Eukaryota; Metazoa; Chordata; Actinopteri; Siluriformes; Trichomycteridae
Gene: psme3
Product: proteasome activator subunit 3
Exons: 11
Coding region: 93-866 (257 amino acids)
Biological process (GO): positive regulation of endopeptidase activity; regulation of proteasomal protein catabolic process; regulation of G1/S transition of mitotic cell cycle
Cellular component (GO): cytoplasm; nucleoplasm; proteasome activator complex
Molecular function (GO): endopeptidase activator activity
Source: RefSeq, a predicted model, not a curated record
UACCUUGUGGCUGACAGUCAGCAGUAAGCCACACGGUUAGUUCAUGCUUUAUAGACAAUCUGUAGCUUUUCUCAUUUACUUACUGAAUAAACAUGUCUUCACUUCUAAAGGUGGACAAUGAAAUUAAAUCAAAGGUCGAUGUUUUCAGGGAACGAAUCACAGCAGAGGCAGAAGAUCUGGUUGCAAAUUUUUUCCCGAAGAAAUUAUUAGAAUUGGACCAGUUUCUAAAGGAUCCUGUAAUAAAUAUCCGUGAACUGAAAGAAAUCCAUUCUGAAAUUAACCUGGCAGUACCAGACCCAAUUCUGCUUUCAGAUAUCCAUGAUGGGCUUGAUGGGCAGCAAAAUUCUAAAAAGAGAAAAAUUGAAGAUGGUACUGGAGAUGACAAAGUUAGCGGGACCAAGGUAUACAUCAUGCCUGGUGGAAUGAUGAAAAGCAAUGGCAAGCUGGUGGAUCUGAUCGAGAAAGUAAAGCCAGAGAUCAGAACUCUUAUAGAGAAAUGCAAUACUGUCAAGAUGUGGGUUCAGUUGUUAAUUCCCAGAAUAGAAGAUGGCAACAAUUUUGGUGUUUCAAUCCAGGAGGAGACUGUGGCAGAGCUCAGAACAGUGGAAGGCGAGGCAGCUUCUUAUCUGGACCAAAUAUCCAGAUACUAUAUCACAAGAGCAAAGCUGGUUUCCAAAAUAGCAAAAUACCCACAUGUGGAGGACUAUCGGCGCACAGUAACAGAGAUCGAUGAAAAAGAGUACAUCAGUCUCAAGAUCAUAGUGUCAGAACUGAGAAAUCAAUAUGUAACUUUGCACGACAUGAUUCUGAAGAACAUUGAGAAGAUAAAGCGGCCACGAAGCAGCAAUACAGAUGCACUCUACUAAGAACCUUCUUGUCUUGUCCCAUCCUCUUUUUUUCAUGGCACUAGCUAAAAUCUUGGACUGGUUCUGCUGCAGUUAAGAAACACUUCAAAUCAACUCAGACUGGUCUGGUACAAAAUGCUGAAAAUUAUAGGAUUGUGAUAUGAUCACUAUUUUAAAACCUUUAAAAAUCCCUGUUGAUUGGAGUGGACAGUGUUAGUGGAUGAAGGCAGAGUCUGAGUGUACAUCCUGAUCAGGUGGCCUCAGUUAUUUGUCUUAUUUAAUUAAAGAAAGAUCUUAAAAUUGGGGUUUCAUUUAUUAUAUAUUUUUCACAGAACAGUAUGCAGCGUGUUGCUGUUUUUAGGAGGUUCUAAUGCAUUUUACAUGUUUUAGACUCAGAUUGGUAACUGGUGUGAAUGUAAAAUACAAAAAUGAAAAUUAAUUGAAUCUAAUUCUUAGUUUCUCUAUUUGAGAGGCUAUGAAGUUCUAAGCCAUGCUGUAUUUAACUUUAUCGAUUGACUGUGUCCAUCUAAUUUGAAUGUAGUGCAAGAUGAAAUGCUGUACUUGUGAAUCAUUUUAUGUUCAUUCAGUAAGUUAUUUCAUAUGAAUGGAAUUCAAUAUUUUAAGCUCUUAUUUUUGUCAUUGAGUCAUCAAAUUCCCUAAGCCUAUGACUUAUUUUUUUGUCAAGUUUCAAGAGUGAUAUGUUUUGCUGAAUAAAAAGGUUUUUUUUUUCCAAA